Molecule: messenger RNA, 3587 nt
Organism: Phoenix dactylifera (date palm)
Lineage: Eukaryota; Viridiplantae; Streptophyta; Magnoliopsida; Arecales; Arecaceae
Source: RefSeq, a predicted model, not a curated record
CUCUCAACAAUCAAAAUCCUCAACCCGCGUACGGCACCUCAAAAUCCGAAUUAUUUUCUGAUACUUUCCUCCAUCCCGUCUUCUAAAACUUGUGCUCUUUCUUUUCUUGAGAAGGAAGGAGGCGAUGGACACGGCGUCGGAUGCCGCGCGGCAGCCGGGUCCCAGCGAGACCACCCCCGACCAAGUCCAGGCCUUGCUCGAGGCUGCUAGAUAUGAUGACAUUGAAGAUGUGGCAAGCUUAUCUUCCACAAGUGUUUCUCUUAACUCCAGAGAUUCUCAAGGACGAACAGUUCUUCAUAUGGCUGCUGCUAAUGGGCAUCUAGAUAUUGUGGAGUAUCUUAUAAAUAAUGGAGUGGUGAGGAGGCAAUUGUAUAAGAACAUUUUGCUACCAAAUUACUAUAAUAAACAGAUCAAUUACAAAGAUCUCUUCUAUAAUCAUUAUUUUCAGAAAGCUAAUGGUCACCUUUGAACAAUCUGUUUUGAUGAUUUUAUGCAAUUUUGAAUAUACUCUCUUUUCAUGUCUUGCGGUCAAAAUGUUGCACUCUGUAUUGAGCAUGAUUUUUCCUUCUUAAAUAGAACGCUUCAGUUGUUUUUGGAGAUUCUCUGAAAUCAACAUCAUAAUUAUGGCAGUAGUUACCGCUCAGCAGAUUGUGUUUUGUUAAAUUUGAUUUCAAUAAUGUUUAGCUGUAUUUUUAUUUUGUGCAACCAAUACAGAAGUUAAAGAAUUCCUUAUGAUGGACAUUUGUGUAAACCAGGAGUUGCUGAUCCUAUAUUUCAGCACAUAGGACAAAUGAUCAUGAGAGUUGAAAUGCAAAAGCUAUUAGAUGCAACAAAAAUCAUUUCAAAUGUUGAAAGUAAGAUUUAUCUGUUUUGUUUAGUGACACUAGGUUGAUGCGUUCUCCUCAAUGUUUUUGUUUAUUGAAAUGCAUAAAGUCUAGUCAAUUAGCAUUGAGAAAUUAAUUUCUAGUUAGAGAUUAAUACAAUGAUUCCAAUCCUGUGGAUGUGGGCAACACGAUUUUGGGUAGAAUGGGGCAUGCCAUGUCCCAACACUCAGGAUGGUGAAUGUCCUAUCCUGGUGCUGUCCCAUCCCAACCCUCAGAAUGGUAGGACACCCUGCCAUCCCACCAGGACUUAAAUCCUUGGAUUAAAUUAUAUUAUGUUAAUAUCCUAUUAGAUAAGGAAUAAGCGUCAAUCAGUACAAAUUUCAUUUACUUUGAGGAUUUCAUUUCAUUUAUGACUAGCAGAGGGUCAGCCAUGUCAUCACUCCAUAUAAGAAAAUGGCUUCAUGUAGAGCAAGAUCUGAAAGACAUCUAUGCACAGCUCCUUGGUAUUUGGUGGUGCAUAUCUUACGUAUUAAACCAUUUAGUUCAUCAAAGGUUCUCUGAUGACCAACACUGUGAGGAUGUUGACUAAUUGUCAAGAAUAUUGGUACAACGGACCAAAUUAACAAAGGAAGAUUUUAUAUGGACUUGAGAAGGCUCUGCACUAGAACCAAGAGAUUUAAGGAGAUCAAGCAUUGUGGAGUAGGAGGUUGUAGAUAGGUUAGCAGAACUGUCCCAAACCGGACAGUACCGGUGGCUCAUCGGUACGGUUCUGGUAACGGAAACGAGACCCGUUGCCAAAGCUGAAGAAGGAGAAGGAAAGAAAGAACAAGCGGGAGAGGGAGGGAGAGGGAGGGCCGCAGGGGGCCUGCGGAGGCUGCGGCAGGUGAGGCCGCUGUCGGACCCUUGUUUCGUUCGAAACAAGGGAACCGGCCGUGGCCUCACCUGCCACAGCCUCCGCCGGUCCCCCGCGACCCUCCGCUGGCGUCCGCCACCCUCCUUCAACCUCUCUCCCUCUCUCUUUCCCUUCUCUCUCUCUUUUCCUCUCUUCCACAAUACCAUGCCCUCGUCGGUACAGGCCCAGCACGGCCUGUAUUGACUCAUACCGCCGAAAAAUCGGUACGGUGCCCGGUAUCGGUUCCUUCGAUCUUGCUUCCAAUUGAACCAGGCUAUUCAUGUAUAGCUCAGGCCCAGAGGAGCAGGAACAAAACAUUGUACUUGGCUUGUUUGGUAUAUAGGAAGUGAGGAUAAUUUGUCUUAUAUUUCAUGUUUAAAAUCUUGUACUCGAGUUUCUCUAGCCUUUUGCUUCCCCCCAUCUCUUAGUCUUGUCUCAACUUGCCGAUAAUUAGAGAUUGUCCUUGCCAGCACACAACACCACCAGAGAUCAUCUCCCCAAUUCCUGUCACCCUGCCAUCUCCCCUAUUGGCCUUCUGCCUUCUCUGCUUCUCAUGCUCGCCUCACUGCAUCAUUGGAUAAUGUGCUUGCCCCAUUGCUGGAGUCAUCCCCCUAAUCCCACUAGCUCCAAUGUCAAACGCUUUAAGCCCAGGACUGCUACUUGCCCCUGCUUCAUGACACUUGGGAAUUUUCUACUCAUGUGCUGCUCUACAGGGCUGGAGACUAUGCUGGAGAUUGUUCUCGAGGGUACUCCCAUCUACACUGCACAUUUCUGUUUUAUAUCUCCUUAUCCACCUCUUUCUAACACAAAGUUAUUCUUUCUGCUUUAACCACCUUAUUAAGUUUUUUAAAAAAAAGUCUACUGGAGAUCGACUCUUUUGGCAAGUCAAACUUGAUUCAAGUUCGACCUUGCCUUGAUCACAAAUGAUGAAUCAUGCCAAGCUUGAGCACAUAUGCUUCAGCUCAGUCAAUCUUGAGAUGAGUUUGAACAUCAAUUAGCUUGACUUAGCCAAGCCUGACCAGGUCAGUCAUCUCAGCUUGUUUGCACCAUACUUACAGAUGAUGUGUUAUGCAAGAUUAGUACAAAAAACUUCUAACUGAAAUCUAAUAAUGCUCAAGGAAUUGGUAAACCAACAUGACACUUCGAUGAUAAAAGAAAAUCAUGAAAAAUAUGCAAUUAGUUUACGAGUAUCUCAAACUAUUGCAAGCUGUUAUCGGUAGUGUCUUUUCUUUGAGAAACUUGGAGGCGCUCCUGUGAACUCUUAGUCAAGGGAAACGAAUGAACUUUAGGUGGUCGAGACUUUGAUCCAGAGAGGAGCUAGCGUAAGUGUUCUGAACAGGUAUUCCUACCUUAUUUCUUUUAUAGAUAUAUUUAUUUGACCAUUUAGGAUGUUGGCUAUGAAUAAAUUAUGUUCUCCACCCUUACUUGAUUGCUUGCUGCUGUGAUCAUUCUCCAACCAUGAGCAGACUCCAGUGGAUGAAGCGGUAAGCAGGGGAAAGAUGGAGGUGGUUGAUGCAAUCAAUGCUGCAGUAGCCCAAGCUGAACUUAAUGGUGUUAGUGUUUCUUAACAAGGGAGCUGCACUGUCUUUCGCUUGUAAAAGGAUUGCUUGCCUCCUGGGUGGUGAGGAUGUUUACAUGAACCCAAUUAUAGCCUGUAGGAUGAUGCUUCCAUCGGACAUCAUCGUCAAAUCCACAGUCGAUGGUCAUACAUCAGUACACAGACAAGAAAUCGAUAUGUAUGGUAAACCAGUCGAGGAACUUGUAUGUGUGAUAUAAGAAGUUUGAUUACCCCAUUGCCUCUGGAAGAUGACUAUGAUGCAAGAUGACCAUGAUGCAGUCUGCAGUAAAAUAAAAUUUAUCAGUUUUCUGCA